Messenger RNA from Equus quagga, 2051 nucleotides. RefSeq names its product keratin-associated protein 16-1. Lineage: Eukaryota; Metazoa; Chordata; Mammalia; Perissodactyla; Equidae. The coding region runs from base 67 to 1647 and encodes 526 amino acids. The transcript has a single exon. The record is from RefSeq and is a predicted model, not a curated record. Gene Ontology annotation, cellular component: keratin filament.
UCGGAGAGCUGUCUCAGUCAGGCUGUAACCUCUCAGCACUCACAAGGGAGCAGAGGCACCUCCACCAUGUCUGGAAAGAGCUGUUCUAGGAAAUGCCCCUCUGUGCCAGCCAUCUCUCUCUGCUCCACUGGGUUGAGCUGUGGAGGGCCUGUCUGCUUGCCCAGUUCCUGCCGGAGCCAGACGUGGCAACUGGUGACUUGUCAAGAUAGCUGCGGAUCAUCUAGCUGUGGCUCCCAAGGCUGUCUCGUGAGCAGCUGUGCCCAACCUGUGUGCUUUGAGGCCACCAUCUGUGAGCCCUCCUGUCCUGUGAGCAGCUGUGCCCAACCUGUUUGCUACGAGGCCAUCAUCUGUGAGCCCUCCUGUCCUGUGAGCAGCUGUGCCCAAUCUGUGUGCUAUGAGACCAACAUCUGUGAGCCCUCCUGCCCUGUGAGCAGCUGUGCCCAACCUGUGUGCUGUGAGGCCACCAUCUGUGAGCCCUCCUGCUCCGUGAGCAGCAGUGCUCAACCUGUGUGCUGCGAGGCCACCAUCUGUGAGCCCUCUUGCCCUGUCAGCAGCUGUGCCCAACCUGUGUCCUGCGAGGCCACCAUCUGUGAACCCUCCUGCUCCGUGAGCAGCUGUGCCCAACCUGUGUCCUGCGAGGCCACCAUCUGUGAACCCUCCUGUUCCGUGAGCAGUUGCUGUCAACCAGUGUGUUGUGAGGCCCCUUCCUGCCAACCGGUCCUCUGUGUACCCACUCCCUGCCAGCCCAUCGUGUGCAAACCCAGCCGCUGUGAGCCCACUUGCUGUCAGCCGGUGUGCCCCACCCCUAGCUGCUGUCCCUCUGUCUGCUCUGUGGCCAAUAGGUGCCAGGCUGUCUGCUGUGACCCCAGUCCUUGUGAGCCAUCUUGCUCGGAGGCCAGCAUCUGCCAGCCGGCUACCUGUGUGGCUCUGGUCUGUAAGCCUGUCUGCCUCCGCCCUGUGUGCUGUGUUCCAAGCCCUUGUGAGCCACCUUGUGUCUCCAGCACUUGCCAAGAGCCCUCUUGUUGCGUCUCCAGCAUCUGCCAACCCAUCCGCUCUGAGCCCAGCCCCUGCUCAUCAAGUCUCUGUGUGCCCAGUCCAUGUCAACCUACCUGCUACGUAGUCAAGCGCUGUCAAUCCAUCUGCUGUGAGCCCGUUUCCUGCCCAUCUACUUCCUGCCAACCUCUCUGCUGUCGCCCAGGGUCUUCUGCAUCUGCCGUCUGCCAACCAACUUGCCCUCGGACUUUCUACAUACCCAGCUCCAGCAAACAGCCAUGCACUACUUCAGUUUCCUACCGUCCAACUUGCCGCCCAAUCUGCUCUGGACCCAUCACCUAUAGGCAUCCAUAUGUGACAUCUAUUUCCUACCGCCCUGCCUGCUACCGCCCAUGUUACUCCAUCCUGCGCCGCCCGGCCUGUGUCACUUCUGUCUCUUACCGCCCAGUCUGCUCCCGCCUGCCUUGUGCUGACUCCUGUAAACGGGAUUGCAAAAACUCCACUUCCAGCCAACCGGAUUGUGCUGACUCAACAUCCUGCAAAGGAGAGGUCUCAGAGGAGAGUCCCUACCAGCCCGCCGAGGCCAAACCCACCAGCCCAACCACCCGUGAGGCUGCAGCCAGCCAGCCUGCUGCCACCAGGCCUGCCAACUGAGGAACUGGUAUCAGCUCACCAAUUUUUGCAAAGCAAGUCACCUGCCAGAGAGAAAACUUGAUUACCUUCCCCAAUUCUAUGACUUAGGUAGAAUCUUUUUAUUUCUGCACCGUCACUCGCCAUUUGCUUACGCUUCAAAGAACUCAUCAGAAAUGGCAGUACCCUAAUGGUCCAAACGAAGACCUCCUGGGCACUGAAGGGGGGACGCUCUGGUUCCCGUCUGCUGCUGCCAUCAAGCUGAGAAGAGCUACUUCACCACAUCAUCCUACAUAUCUGUCCUGCUAUAAAUUUGUUUCUGUCCUCAUGCGUGUCCUCUUGCUGGAUGGGCUCACGUUUCUUGGGCAUGUCCUCUUCAAUGUGAUAAAGAUAUUUAACUGUCCAAUAAACGUGGCUAAGUUGAAAUG